UGCAUUAUCUUCAUAUGAAUUGUCUUCUCGAUCUGAAGAACUCUUCAAGAUUUUUCCGACAGAGCUCCAGGCAUUAAGAAUUAUAUCAAUAAUUUAUUUAAGUUGCUAAUUCUCUUUUCUUCUAGCAGUUCUCUUGGUAUCGUCCAACUUUUACCACUGACGCUGGAGGAAAACGUCUACGACUAGGAAAAUAUCCGACUGGCUCGUUAUAUUAUCGCAAUAAUAAUUACAAAGCGAAGUACAUAACUCUCAGGCAAAACAACACCCAAGACGCAGAAGAAAAUUAUUCUGCGGCAGAGGAUUCUGCCGAGAGUCCUUUCACAGAUACAGAACAAGAAUAUAAAGAAACUAAAGCAUGGCUACGACAUCACUACGAGAAUUGGGAAGAGGUGAAACGAAAAUGGCAGGAUUCAUCCAGGUAUCGAUUGAACGAAAUACGACGUCGAAAUUUUUCCGUUGAAGACCUUCUACAAGAGUAUCCAGUGCUUCGUAAUUUUAAAAGCUAUGUUUUAAUUGAAGCGGAUUUUCAAUUCAAAUAUGCAGAUGCAAUAGAUAUUCUUUUUACGAAAUGGGACGCAUUCCGUAACAGAAUUUAUGACAUCUUUGAAGCGGAUAUUGCGGAUACCUCAGGACGAGUUUUAUUGAAUUACCUUAUCGAGGACAUAUCACCAAACGGGAAAAAAUUAACCGAGGGUAAUUUUUUUUAUUUUUUGUUUUCAUGAAAUUACAUACUUUUUUUAGAUUGUCGUGAUUGUAUUACCUUAAUGCUCACGGUUUAUUUACUCCCUACAAACUCUAUAGUUGUACAGUCUGGUACUAAAAGAUGGAAGCCAUCGUUUGCUGAGUCAAAAGAAGCUUUUGUAGUACAUGUAACAGAUUUGUCUGAAAUCGAUACGAAAGUUGGACGAUACAUCAACAGGUGUAAAGAUAAAGUUUUACAGCAGCAACCACUCUUAAUCGUUGUGGGACCGGAAAUUACUCAACUUAUGGAAUAUUUAGUAUAUUUUGAAAAUUCGUUCUAUCGCUUCAAUACCUUUCUUAAAGCGUUGGAUGUAUGCUUCAAGUUUUUUAAAGUUUACAAUCUACAAUUUCCACCGGAGGCUUCAGGACCAUGGAACUUGAUAGCCCAUUCGAUAUAUUCUUUUAAAGUAGAUGAAAGUAACGUUCAUUACUCAAAAAUAUCUCGCAUUCAAACCUACCUGGAGUCAAAAUGAUAUCGUGUAUAGUUGAGAAGUGCGUAUGGAUAGGUAUGUCACCGAAUUUACUGUAUGGACAUCUCAAACGAAUGCAUAUGCAAUUAGAUUCUUUCAAGUGUAAUGUAGGAACAUGUGAUAGAACCUACUCUGUGCUUGCCACAUUUCGUUUGCACCACAGAAAACAUUUUCUACAGUAUCAAACAUUAUAUGCGAACAGAGAACAAACGAGUUCACAAAAGAAGAAUAAUAAACAAACUAUUCAAUCGAAGAUGGAAAUAAAUGACAAACAAGUUAGUAUAGAAGAGUCUGGAUUGAUACACAGUCCUACAACAAAUAUUUCAACUACGCUAGAUAUUGAUUACUUCGCAAAAAAAAUUAAAUCACCCAACUUCACAUUUGCACUUAAAUGGCUAAGCAAAGAAAAUCUACCACGUAAAAUGAUCAUAGAAAUACAAAAAGAUGUACAAAAGUAUUAUAUUGAACCGAUGAUUGAAGUAUUUAAAGAAGUAUCCGCAGGUGGACAAGAAAAUGAUUUAACAGAGCGAGUUUUAAAUGAGCUCAAUUCAACAUGCAACUAUGAAUCUGAAUACAUGCUUAUUCAACAAUUGAAACAAAAAGAUUUGUUCUGCGACCCAAUAAUGUUCAACAUGAACAAUGAGCUCCAAGCCAAUAAUUUUGGCAAUCUGGAGCUGAAGGUUGAAGAUCAAAUCGAAGGAGUUCUAAUGCCUCUCAAGUUCCUAUUGAGAAAAUAUAUAGAAUCACCUGGCUUAUUUGACUGCAUAGUAGAGAAUUUGAAUCCAUCGGAUGACGGCGUAUAUCGAUCAUUGAUAGAUGGCCAAGUUUGGAAAAGAAGAAGACAAUUGUUUAAGGAUAAAUUUGUUAUUCCGCUUAACAUAUACUUUGAUGAUUUUAACACUAGCGAUACAGCAUCAAAUCACGCAGCAGCGACUUCAAUUUGUGGAAUAUAUUUGAAUGUACCAUGUUUGCCCGCAUAUUUGUUGAGUAAACGCAACAACAUUUUAAUUGCUGGGUUCGUGAAAACUAUCGAUAGAAAAUAUAACGACAACGCUAAAUUGUUUUGUAAACUGAUUGAUACAUUGAUUGAAUUAGAAAAAGAAGGAUUGGUUAUUACUUCCAAAAAUGAAAAGAAAAGGAUCUAUUUUGCGUUAGGCUUCGUUCUCGGCGACAAUCUGGGGAUCAAUGGUAUCACAGGCUUCGUCGAGUCAUUCCGAGCAACAUAUUUUUGUCGAGUAUGUAAACGGACACGAGAACAAACAGAAAAUGACUGUGUGGAACAUUUAAACAGCCUUCGAGAAGCUCGCACUUACAAACUUGAUCUUGAUCUUCAAAAUAAAUCUAUCACCGGAUUGAAAGAAGAGUGUAUGUUCCACAGAUUAUCCUACUUUCACGUUUGUGAUAAUUUUGUAUUUGACGCAAUGCAUGAUGUACUAGAAGGCGUGUUGGUAUACAAUCUUCAACAUUGUCUAUAUCAUUUCAUAAUCAAAAAGCAAUAUCUAAGUACAGACGCUCUGAAUCGACAAAAAAAUACAUUUGUUUACGGAGAUUUGAAUUCGAGCAAUAUCCCAAAUGAUUUUGUUGAAAAUAAGAUCAAAAACAAACAAAUCAAAAUGACUGCUAGUGAGAUGAAAACGUUUUGGACGUUCUUACCACUUAUAUUUGGAAUUAUGAUACCUGAAGAAGAUCUGGUAUGGAAUUUUGUUAAAAUAACUCUAAAACUCAUACACAUAAUUUUUUUGGAUGAAAUACCAACCGAAUUAAUCGAAGAGUUAAAAGUACUAGUCAAACAACAUCAUAAUAAGUACAUGUUGUUAUUCGAUGAUUCUCUAAAACCAAAAUUUCAUUUUCUUACACAUUACGCUACAGCAAUACAAAAAUCAGGUUGUAUUCGUCGCAACUGGGCUAUGCGAUUCGAAGCUAAACACCGCGAAUCCAAAAAUUAUUGCAGAGUUAAUAAUAACAAGAAAAAUUUAUGUUAUUCGUUAUCAAUUAAAUCAAGUUACAAAUUUGCAUAUAAUGUUUUGAACAAUGAAUUUUUUAGUGAUCAAUUAAAAAUAAGUCAUGACGUAGUGAUUAAAAAACUUCCGAUGGAAUAUGAUUUUUGUUUGGAACGAAUAAGUUAUAUGAUUGAUCCUACAGAAGUAAUGUUUACAACAAAAAUCAUAAAGAAAGGGGCAGACUAUACAAAAGGUUGUGUCUUUCUUUUACAGAAAAAAAACCUAAUCAAUAUUUACAAAUGUCGAGAUAUAGUCGUAAGUCUUCAAAACAAUAUAAUAAUCUUUGCACAAAAAUAUGAAUCCAUCAAUUUUAAUGAACAUUACCAAUCAUACGAGUUGAAAAUGAGCAGUGAUUUAACUAUUGUCAAUUUUUUGCUGCAGGUUUACAGUAAACCCGUAAAUUUAUAUAACGUUGGUAGUAAAACAUUUCUUAGAACUCCAAACUAUUAUGAUUGCAAUACCGAUAUUGAGAACACAGUUAUUAUGAGAAAUAUUUAGGAAGGCACAGAAAAUAACU
This is a messenger RNA of Malaya genurostris, 3728 nucleotides long. RefSeq lists its product as uncharacterized. The coding region runs from base 1211 to 3709 and encodes 832 amino acids. Lineage: Eukaryota; Metazoa; Arthropoda; Insecta; Diptera; Culicidae. The transcript has 3 exons. The record is from RefSeq and is a predicted model, not a curated record.